Messenger RNA from Suncus etruscus (white-toothed pygmy shrew), 3543 nucleotides. It is a transcript of the gene MAD1L1, whose product is annotated as mitotic arrest deficient 1 like 1. The transcript has 18 exons. Gene Ontology annotation, biological process: mitotic spindle assembly checkpoint signaling; attachment of mitotic spindle microtubules to kinetochore. Gene Ontology annotation, cellular component: mitotic spindle; nuclear envelope; kinetochore. The record is from RefSeq and is a predicted model, not a curated record. Bases 48 to 2201 code for a protein of 717 amino acids. NCBI's taxonomy places the organism in Eukaryota, Metazoa, Chordata, Mammalia, Eulipotyphla, Soricidae.
AGGGAGAUCCGAGCGGCGGGCGGGCGGGUGCGGCGCGGUCAGUGACCAUGGAAGACCUGGGGGAAAAUACCACUGUCCUGUCAACUCUGAGAUCUUUGAACAGCUUCAUUUCUCAGCGAGUGGAGGGAGGAUCUGGACUUGAGCCCCCCAGCUCUGCCCAAGGUUCCCUUCAGAUGCAGUACCAGCAGAGCAUGCAGCUGGAAGACCGAGCAGAGCAGAUCCGAUCCAAGUCACACCUCAUCCAAGUGGAGCGGGAGAAGAUGCAGAUGGAGCUGAGCCAUAAACGGGCCCGUGUAGAGUUGGAGCGGGCGGCCAGCACCAGUGCCAGGAGCUAUGAGCGUGAGGUUGACCGCAACCAGGAACUUCUGACACGUAUACGGCAGCUCCAAGAGCGGGAAACUGAGGUGGAAGAGAAGAUGAAGGAGCAGCUGGAGCGCAACAAGUUGUGUAAACAGAACCUGGAGGCUACCAGCAAGAAGCUACGGGAGAAAGAGGAUGGCCUGGCCGAAGCAAAUGAGACCAUCAGUGCACUUAAAGGUCGGCUCUCAGAAAUGCAGUGGAGUGUGAUGAACCAGGAGAUGCAGAUGAAGCGCUUGGAGUCAGAAAAGCAAGAGCUGAAGGAACAGCUGGACUUGCAGCACACAAAAUGGCAGGAAGCUAAUCAGAAGAUUCAAGAACUCCAGGCCAGCCAAGAUGUGAGGACAGACCAGGAGUUGAAGAUUAAGGACUUGGAGCAGAAGCUGACCCUGCAGGAACAAGAUGCUGCAAUAGUGAAGACCAUGAAGUCAGAGCUGGUGCGGCUGCCCAAGAUGGAGCGGGAGCUGAAGCAGCUGAGGGAGGAAAAUGCAUACCUGCGGGAGACACGAGAGACCAACGGACUACUUCGGGAGGAAGUAGAAGGGCUACAGCGGAGGCUGGGGCGACAGGAGAAGAUGCAGGAGAACCUGGUUGAUCUGGAGCUGGAAAAGGAGAGGCUGCUGGCAAAGCUGCAGAGCUGGGAACGACUGGACCAGACCAUGGGCUUGAAUAUCAGGACACCAGAAGACCUGUCCAGGUUCAUUGUUGAACUGCAGCAGCGAGAACUUUCCCUGAAGGACAAGAACAGCUCCAUCACAAGCAGUGCCCGGGAGCUCGAGAAGGCCCGGCAGCAGCUCCAAGACGAGGUCCGCCAGGUCAGCAGCCAGCUGCUGGAGGAGCGGAAGAAGCGGGAGACGCAGGAGGCGCUGGCGCGGAGGCUGCAGAAGCGAAUGCUGCUGCUGACGAAGGAGCGGGACGGCAUGCGUGCCAUCUUGGGGUCCUAUGACAGUGAGCUGACCGCGGCCGAGUACUCGCCGCAGCUGAUGCGGCGCAUGCGCGAGGCAGAGGACAUGGUGCAGAAGGUGCACGCACACAGCUCAGAGAUGGAGGCUCAGCUGUCACAGACACUGGAGGAACUGGGAAGCCACAAACAGAGAGCUGAUACGCUGGAGAUGGAACUGAAGAUGCUGAAGGCGCAGUCAGGCUGUGCAGAACAAGGCUUCCAGCUGUCCAAAGAGGAGACAACCUCACUCAGGAUGAAGAUUGAGGAACUAGAGGGCGAACGGAGUCGUCUGGAAGAAGAGAAGAAAGUUCUGGAAGCACAGCUCGAGAGGUUCACCCUGCAGGGUGACUAUGACCGGACAAGGACCAAGGUGCUGCACUUGAGCAUGAACCCUGCAAGCGCUGCGCAGCAGCAACUGGGCGAGGAGCGGGCACGGCUACAGGACGAGUGUGAGCGGCUGCGGGAGCUGGUGUGCAGCCUGCAGCGGGGCGGGACCCUGCCCCCUCAUCUGGAUGCCACUGCGGGGCUGCCCUCCACCAGGGAGGUGUCUGAGCUGAAGAAGCAGGUGGAAAGUGCCGAGCUAAAGAACCAGCGGCUGAAAGAGGUGUUCCAGAGCAAGAUCCAGGAGUUCCGUAAGGCCUGCUACACGCUCACGGGCUACCAGGUGGACGUGACCACCGAGAGCCAGUACCGACUAAGCUCCAUGUACGCCGAGCACCAGGCCGACUGCCUCAUCUUCAAGGCGGCGGGUCCUGCAGGGGCCAAGAUGCAGCUGCUGGAGACUGAGUUUUCCCGCACCGUGCCUGAGCUCAUCGAACUGCACCUGCUGCGCCAGGACAGCAUCCCGGCCUUCCUCAGCGCCCUCACACUUGAGCUCUUCAGCCGCCAGACCCUGGCCUAGUGCAGGCUAAGCCCCAAGACACAGAGCUCCCACCUUUCCUUCGAGGCCCCUUGUCUUGGAAUAAAGGUCUGGGCAGGUUGUGUAGCUCUGUGUCCUGUGCCAGCCAGCAGCGCUAAGGCUGGACAUGCAGGCCACAGACAGGGACAGGGGCAGAACAGGGGUGGGCAAAGGAGCAAGCAGGUAGAUGGUCAUGGCCAAGGGUUACCCCAUCCCCACCUUUCCUUCACCCUGUUACCCGAGACACCUACUGCAUGUGCUGUGAAGAUCCCUGGCGCCUCGUUCACAGGCAUCUCAACCCAGCCAGGACAGAGAGGUGCCAGCAUGGACUCUGACCCAUGUAGACCUACAAUGUGGCUCUUUGCCCAUCAACAGGUGGGGCACUGCCAAGCUGGACACAGGACUGGUAGAGGCACCCUAAGGGCUAGAGAGGCUCUGUGUGUCCAGAUCAAGGCCUGGAACUCAUGUCAGGCAGAUGCAGCCAGGAAGGCCAAGUGCCCAAUCUCAAGCCUCCUCUGUGGGCUCCAGUGCCCUACGCUGGCCCUUUGCCUUAGCUGUACCCAUGGUUGUGGCCCUCACCGACUUCACUGGCACCUUGAAGCUCUGCUUGCUGAGUAUUGGCUGGGCCCAGCAGCAACCCAAGGAGCAGGGAGGAUGCCCGAGUUCCCGAAUUCCCCAUGCCCAACCUGUCUGGGGUUCCUGCACCCUGCUCUCAAGUCACUGCAGUUCCUGCCACCCCCAGUGGCCACUGAGGGCUGCUGGACCUGCUCCCUCAUCACCUCUGGGCCCCGAGCCCCUGGCCUGCACCCCACACACUCCAGGCAGGUGAGGAGCAAAGGGCUGUCACCACCCUGGGACAGGGGGUUCUGGCCACCCCACCCUACCACCCAUUAGUGGGAGCCUGAUGCCAAGUGGCUCUUAAGCUGCUAAUGAUUCAUUUUAAGGGAUUAGUGCCGCAGCAGUGAACUCUAAUUGCCAGCAUGUGGCGGGGUUCCUUCCGGAGGGACAGCCUUCUGCAGGGGCCUGUGCCCCACCAUCCCCACCUCCCCACACACACCCCUCUGCCACAGGGCAGGGAGCUGUACCAAGCUGUACUAUGGCCCUGCCAUCUCCAACCAUGGCAGUCUGGAGGCUCCCGGAAUCUACCAGAACCAGAGCCCAUGUCUGACCCACCAUCCAGGCAGUCAGAGGACACAUUCUGGACACACCUCUGGACAUCCAUGACUCAGAGCUCUAGCCAUCCCAGAGUGACCCUGUAGGCCCUGGGACCAGACCACUGUGGAUCUCCCGCAUAGAGCAUGCCUGGUUCCUUCCUCUGUCUGGACUCAGCCACCCAAGUGUGUCC